AUGUCAACCCCAAACUAUUCAGAGCAACUAGAUGCAUAUUUGAAAAAUAAAAAUGUAAAGAUUUUUGAUUAUUCACAAUUUAAAGACCUUGUUCGAAUUGGCUCUGGUUCAUUUGGAACUGUGUAUUCGGCCACUUUCCAAGGUGUGGUGUACGCGUUAAAAAGUAUGAAAAAUAAUUUGAAACUAGAAGAAAAAGAAUUUAAAAACUUUAAACAUGAGCUUAAAACUUUUUACAGGGCCAAUAACCAUCCAAACGUUAUAAAAUUCUAUGGAAUCGCAAAAGAGGUCGAUAAUUUUAUGUUGAUAUUACAACUUGCUGACGGUGGAAAUCUACAAGAUUAUUUAUUUAAAAAACAAAUUGACAAUACUUAUAAAAUUUCGUGGUCUGAACUUAUACAAUUUGCAAUUGAUAUCACUAAAGGAUUGAGAGAAAUGCCAAUUUCCAACACACCUUCUGAUUACUCUAAUAUUUAUCAAAGGUGUUGGUCCUCUGAACCGUCCCAACGUCCAUCUACAGAUGAAAUAUUAGACGUUCUUAAAACUUCUAAAAAGAUUGAUGACUUUUAUUUAGAAAAUAAGGUUGACAAUUCAUUAGAAGAGAUAUUGAAUAUUUUUGUUACUUUGACAAAUAAUGGAUCUGAUUUUUUGCAAAUUUCAAAAUCAAUUAAAGAAACUAUCAACGAACAGCAAGAAUCUUUAAUAAUUGAAGAAACCAUUAGCAAACAGCUUAAUUCUUUAUAUGAUAAUAGUAAUGAUAGCUCUGAAUUCCUAUGUCUUCUUGGUUACUUUUAUCUUGAAGGAAUUGGUACUAAAAAAGAUCAAAAGGUUGCAUUCAGUACGUUCCAACAAGCGGCAAAUGAAAAUGUAACAGCAAAAUUUUACCUUGGUGAAUGCUUCAGGCGCGGUUAUGGAACUACAAAAAAUCUAAAAAAUUCUAUAUUAUGGUAUAAAAAAGCGGCAGAAGAUAAACAUGCAAGAUCUGCAAAUGCUUUAGGUCUUUGUUAUAUGAAAAGAAAUUGUUUUGAGUUCGGAAGAGGUACAAAGACAGAUAAGGAAAUGGCAUUUAGAUAUUAUCAUGAAGCUGCUGAUCAUAGCAUUCCAUUUGGUCAAUAUAAUAUUGCUGAAUGUUAUAGAAAAGGAACAGGGGUAGUCAAAAAUUUACAAUCAGCAAAUGAUUGGUAUAAAAAGGCAGCUGACAAUGGUUAUGAAGAUGCUACUAGUAUGUUAAGUAAACUAGGUUAA
Messenger RNA from Dentiscutata erythropus, 1242 nucleotides. Lineage: Eukaryota; Fungi; Glomeromycota; Glomeromycetes; Diversisporales; Gigasporaceae. The record is from the annotation of a GenBank genome assembly.